Molecule: messenger RNA, 1856 nt
Organism: Acanthoscelides obtectus
Lineage: Eukaryota; Metazoa; Arthropoda; Insecta; Coleoptera; Chrysomelidae
Source: the annotation of a GenBank genome assembly
UGUCGUGAACUCGUUUUGUGUCUGUACGUGUUGCUUAAACGUCAGCGAACAGCGAUCAUAGCAAGCAAACGUGGAAUGAACUAUUUGCACACUAAAAACUACCUAGUCUACAAGAUGACAUUUCGUCGUUUUUUUACGUUUUAUACAUAAUAGCCGGUCACCCCUGACUGACUCCGAUCCUGGCGCUCUGCUUGUUGCUUAGUUACAUUAUGAUUGUCAACAAUAAACAACUCUAGCACAAUUCGAAAUUUCACCUACCUGAAAGUUACAGAGUGGAGAUAAGACGAUAUGAUUUUCGAUGAAAACGCUAGAUAUGAUAAAUACACAGGGUACUACAGAUGUCCUAGAGGCGUUAACAAUGUUAAUUUCAGCUUGUUUUCUGUAGCAUCAAAUUGAAAAUGGUUGACGACCCGAACGAGAUGAGAGAGGAGAAGAAAUGGUUGAGCCAGGAAUUUCGUUGGCAGGAGAAACAUUUCAGUAAAGUUGAGCGAGAUUUUUAUGGAGACAUCAACAACUGCAUUACGGAUAUCGCAAAGAUAUAUAACGAGAAAGUUGUAAAUGCCAGCGAUGAAACUGAAGAAAAUCUCUUAUUUUUUACCUAUGUAGACAAAGAUGGUUAUGUAAGCGAAAAAGAGCUAGUAUUAUCUAAACCCUCGUAUUUACAAAAAUGGAUGAAAACCGCUUCAGUUCCAUCCCAAGAACACAGAGAAGACAAAUCGCAUUCCUUUGAUUAUGUGGAAUCUGUAACGGAUGCUAUUCAAAAUAGAAAACCUAAGCUAGAUAUUACUAAAAUGUAUCUUAUGGCCGAUUUUGGAUGUUACGUUGACGAUAUUUGGAUAAGAAACGAACAACCUCUGUGUGUACUACAAUAUGAUAACGCAUCUGAAGUUCUUUCUGUAUAUCCUGACUUUACGACUGAUACCCCUUAUCUGCUGCAUAUUCAAGAUGAAGUUGCCACUAAAGUUUACUACUUUGUGGAAAAGCCGUCAGAUAUUGAUAGCGAGCAGGAUGAUGAACUUUUCACCAAAGAAAAGGAAGUCGUUGAACUGGUUCAAAAGAAGAAACGUUCUCUUCAGCAAGAGCUAAUAGGAGAAACAUUCGCCAUGCCACCGAAAAGCAAGCUUUACGUGUACAUAUUCUUCGAGAUUCUUAGCGGCAAACACUUUGACCAAUCUGACCUGUGGGUACAAUACAGCGUCGAUCUUCCAGAGUUCUGGACUUCCCAAGACUGCCUUAGAGGUAUCACUCAGCAAUGUCAUGCUGUGAGUGUUGAAGGUUUGAUGCAUUUUGGACACACUUUCGACUUCGUGCUGGAGUAUGAUUUGCAGAGCUUGCAAGGUCAUGAGAUUCCAAAGACACCUUACAUCUACCUAGAAGUGAUAUCGAAAACAGUGUGGAACUGCUACCGAAGAGAAGGCUUUACCUAUAAGAACUUACCAGUAUCACGACCAGGAUGUUACACUUACAAUUUGUCUUGUUGUAAAUUCAACAAUGGAGGUUUCUUUGGAGGAAUCAAAAGGUAUUUUGUGGGAGACAGUAAGUGUGCAGAUAUACGAUGGAUCGGACUGCCACAAGAAUAUGAUCACUCAGUUAUCAACAAAUUCAGUGUAGAAACAAUUACCACGGGAGAGCUGGUUGUCCGAAUGAACGUCGUCCACCAGUCUCACGCUUUUCUUGAUGAACUUCACGAAGAAAAUCAACGGAAGAAGUUCAUCUACGAAAAACUAAAUGCUUCAGGACUUAUUAAGAGUGUUAACCAAGUGCUUCUGAACUUUAAGAAAGCGAGGAAGGAUCUCAUCGAAGUUAGGAAACAGCUAUGAAAAAAUAAUUUAGGUUGAAAUAAAACAAUCUUAACA